AUGUUCAUGUUCAAGGGGUGCCAGAGUACAAAUGGCGGGAAUUAGAUACACUGUUAUUCUUGGAUUUCUUUGAAGAAAAGCAACUAAUUUACAAUAGUAUCUAUUUCAUCAUUAAUGAAAGACUGCUUACCAUAAUGACUGUAUACAGCCUGAAUACUCAUUGAUUACUGUCAGCUGGCCAAUAAUGGCUUAUACGAGUGUCUAUGGAAUAUAUUAGAUACAAUUAUCUGUUGUGUGGUUGUUUACAAUUCAUACUAACCUUUACGUAAUUAUUUAAGUAUUAUUUUUAAUAUUCAAUAUGGGAAAAAUUGUGCAAAUUACGUGGCCUACUGAAUACAUAGAACUUAAGAGAAUCGAGGAUUUAUUACAGUGUGGAAUUUGUUACGAAUAUAUAGAAACAUCAGUUAUGACACCAUGCUCUCAUAAUUAUUGCUCUCUGUGCAUUAGAAAGUAUUUACAUUAUAAAACACAAUGUCCUACUUGUUGUGAGCAAACUUAUGAAAAGGACUUACAUACAAAUAGGAUAUUAGAUGAAGUCAUAAGUAAUUUUUUGAUAAUUAGAGAAAACUUAGCUAGGUGUGUUCCUGGAGCUAUCGUGCAGAGCAUACCAAAUUUGAUCACUAGUUCUCCACCAAUAAGACCAGCACGUAGCAAUCAUUCUGUUAGGACUCCAAAAAAAUUGCAUACAGAUGAUGGUACUGUGCAUGAAAACUUUACUCCCAAUUCAAACAGCAAAACUCCAUCUAUGAGUACUCCAAAAAAAAGUAUUACCAGUCCUGGCACAAGUGGAAUGUCCAAAAUAGCUUCAUACUUUACACCUAAGAGUAGAAAGACUGUGCAACCGGUGGACAUGGUGGACAUUAGAAAGGAAUCUUCUUGUCCUGUUUGUAAAGUUGAAGUUUCUUCACAACAUAUAAAUAAACAUCUUGAUGCUUGUUUGAAAAGAGAUGCCAUGACUGAUGAAUCGAGAGUCAGUAUUAAACAAAAACGCAAACCUUUACCAAAAUUGGUGUUUAAUGUCAUGAAGGACGUAGAACUGAGAAAAAAGAUGAGGGAAUAUGGUCUGCCAAGCCAGGGUGAUAGAAAAACUUUAGAGACGCGAUUUCAAAGAUACUCCACUCUUUACAAUGCAGAAUGCGAUAAGGAAGUACCUAGAUCAGUUGUAGAAUUGAUCAAACAAUGCACAGAAGAAGAAGCUCUUGAGAAAAAGAUGCAAAAGGCAGCUCUUACCGGAAAUAGGUUACAAGUCUCUAGGAAGGCUGACGAACAGAGCAAUGAGGAAGCCAGAAAAAAAUAUUUGGACGCCAAUAAGACCAAUUUUCAAGAGCUAAUCCAGAAUAUUAAAGAUCGACGAAAUCCAAAGAAACCUGUAAGAAGAUCCAUUUUACCUCCAAGUGAGAAACAAGACUCUGUUGUAACGUCCAUAAAAAAGGAUCCUACUGAGGACGAUAGUUCCAAUGCCGCCAAUGAAAGUGAAGAAAGCAAUCUUCAUUACCAUUUGAAUCAUGAAGAAUUUGCCUUCCAAGACAAUGAUUCGAACACUUCAUGUCCAUUACAGUGGUACACCGGUGAUGAUCCUAUGAGAUUCGUUAUGACCGAAUUAAAUUCUGAUGCCUCGCCAGAUAAAAGCAGUUCCUGUUCAAAGUUUCAAUUGAAUCAAUUGAAUUCAUCACCGGCUGAUGAACAGCAUUCGCCUAAAGUAAAGACAGAAGGAUUCGCGGAUGAGGAUGAUUCAAUUGUAAAUGGAAAUAUUCGUAAUACAAAUACAAGUAUUUCACAGAAUACGACGAAUGAAAUAUAUGUAGCAAAUCCCAAAAGUGGUUCGUCUUCACAUUCGCCGGAAGUGGUUACAACGCGUGAUAAUAUCAAGAGCGGGAAAAGAAUUACAAAUAAGCGUGUGAAAUUGUGCUCCAAUGAUCGUGUAAAAUCAUCAAGUACAAACUCUGUUAAUACAAUUUUAAAAAACAGGUCAAUUUUAGAACAAGAGCAGCGAAAAAUGGAAAGCAUGAACUUGGCAAUGAGUAUUGCCCAGGACUUCUUAUCUGACCUGUCGACUAGCGAUAGUACUGAUGAUGAGUCCAUAAAUUUGAAAACAAGACGGAAGUCGAAGGAACGUGCAAGUAGCAGUACCUUGCAAGUUCCUUCAAAAUCGGGCAAAGAGAAUUCUAAAUCUUCUACUGACGAAAAUUGCGUUGUUCGUCGACCGACUAGAAAAAGAAAUCGCAUUUCCGGUUUAGAGAACGGAGACACUGUAAAUUCUACAAGAAUCGGUGUAAAAUCGAAGAAAGUUCUCGAUGAACAGAAUAUAAAUCAAACUAAGGAAGUGCUUGAGGAUGAUUCAGAGAUUGUUAUAGAUAAGAAUAAAUCGAAAUCUAAAAAGGUCACUCAAAAACGAGCGAUAUCUACCAUGAAUAAAUCUGAAAAUCCACCAAAGAGACCAACGCGCAAAUGCACCAAUAAAACAUGAAGUUCUUAAUGACUCAUUUAAUAUAUUGUAAAAAUAAAUAUACGAUAUUAAGUGAACGUAGUUCGCGAACAGAAAUUAGGUAAUCAAGUAGCCAUCCAAUGCUAUAUUUAUCACUAUGAUGAAAUUGUAAAAAUAAAAAUAAAUAUGCACAUUGAUUGAGAAAAAAACUACAAAUAUAAUAAAGGAGCUAACUUUUUUAAUAUAAUGCUCACACGCUGCUAUUAGUAAUCA
Cephus cinctus (wheat stem sawfly) is the source of this 2698-nucleotide messenger RNA. Its product is annotated as E3 ubiquitin-protein ligase RAD18-like. Gene Ontology annotation, biological process: DNA damage tolerance; protein monoubiquitination. Bases 299 to 2467 code for a protein of 722 amino acids. The transcript is spliced from 7 exons. Gene Ontology annotation, molecular function: single-stranded DNA binding; ubiquitin protein ligase activity. NCBI's taxonomy places the organism in Eukaryota, Metazoa, Arthropoda, Insecta, Hymenoptera, Cephidae. Gene Ontology annotation, cellular component: Rad6-Rad18 complex; nucleus. The record is from RefSeq and is a predicted model, not a curated record.